AUUUGGAGCAGGCAACCUACCGUCUGGAGUGCUGCUGGGGGUCCUGGGCAUUUCAGUAGAUUUUGAAAUGAAAACACUUCCGUAAAGUUUGAGGAAAGACCCCUGAUGCUUUGUUUGUUUAUAUAUGACACGCACAAGCGCAGAUUUAUACGGAUCCAUGCAUGCAGAGAGAUAAAGCUUUGAUGAGAGGGGUAAUUCCUGCCUGCAGAUGGUGCAUCCAAGCCAUGAUACUGAUCUUGUAUUGUGCACUUAAGGGAAGGAUCUCCAAGACUCGUCAUGUGGUGAGGACACAGAGAUUUUUUCCCCUGGCGACACCUCAGCACCCAACUCAAAUGCACCCCCUACUAGUCCUGGUGCAUCGCUAUCCAUGGCUGGCGAACGUGGCUGCCUACGGGACACUGUUCUCAGCAGCAGAUGCGGCUCAGCAGAUGUUGACUAGGCCCCGUCAGGAUCCCUCCAGGCAGGACAGUUUGGAUCUGAAGCAGACGGGGAAAGUGGCGCUGGUAGGGUUCACAUUCCACGCCAACUUCAACUACGUCUGGUUCCGGAGCCUGGAGCGCCUUCUUCCAGGAGUGAGCGCUCCUAUGGUGAUAGCCAAGGUGACUUGUGACCAGGUCAUAGCAGCGCCGGUCACCAUCGGGGCAUUUUAUACUGGUGAGAAGCAAUGGCGGAUGGUGAGGGGGAGGCUGGAGGAGGUGGGAAACACUUCAGAGAUGGCGACAUCCUUUCCUCAUCGUCCUCUACCUCUUCCAGGUCUGUCUCUCUUGGAUGGCGAAACUGACAUCUCUGGGAAAUUAAGGGAGAAGUUUUGGCCGACAUACAAGGCUGGAGUACUGUGCUGGACUUUAUUCCAGGUGGUGAAUUUUACUCUUGUGCCUCCCAUCUUGCGCACCGCCUAUGUGGGUGCCUGCUCCUUCUUGUGGACAGCAUUUCUCUGCUACCUGCGCCAACGAGAUGCCCAUGACAUCACCUCCCAGCUCUCCCGGGCACUGCCUGUCUUGGCUAUGCUAUUUCCACCUACAGCAGGGGGAAAUCAAAUCAACGGACCCUCUGAGAAAUAGUCAAAGGGCCUAAUACAUUUGUAUAUUGUUAAGA
Hemicordylus capensis (graceful crag lizard) is the source of this 1095-nucleotide messenger RNA. Its product is annotated as mpv17-like protein. The record is from RefSeq and is a predicted model, not a curated record. Gene Ontology annotation, cellular component: cytoplasm; membrane. The transcript is spliced from 4 exons. Lineage: Eukaryota; Metazoa; Chordata; Lepidosauria; Squamata; Cordylidae. Bases 162 to 1061 code for a protein of 299 amino acids.